GAGAUUACCGCACGCAUCUCCGGCGCUUAUAACGUUCUCUCUCUCCUGCUGCUGAUUGUUAUUCAUCCUACAAAAUGGCUUCUCUGUGUUUUUGUUCUCUAAUUCAUCUAUUCGAAGCCAAAAGAUUACGGCCACCUCUCUCUUAGCUUUCUUUGUACCCAGCAGAACGAUAGCUUCCUACCCAAUACAAAAUGCAAUUCCAUGUGAGCUGUUGUAGCUGCCUUCAAAAGUGAACACACAAGAUCAGUAAAGGUUGCCCGCUUCACCUUCAUCACCCAGCGAGCCGUUGGACAAUGUCUGGUUCUGGAGAUCUGCCAGCCAUCGAGGGCCCGGGGAUGGGCCUCCCCUUGGGCAUGGCGCGCCGGGGCCUUAGCUACGAUGACAACAUGGAGGCCCCCAUGUCCACGCCCCCGCUGGACGUCGGCAUCAACAAUCCCUGGCGGCGGCCGGUCAUACCGGAGAGGAGGUUCUCACACCUGGCCGAGGAUGAUGAAAGCGGUGGUGCUUGCGUCAGCCGGCGCAGCAGUAUCAACAUUGCCCCCACCAGGUCACCGGUGGUAGUGAAGACCAAGGCCUCCUCUAUCAUCAUGAACUCUCUCAUCACGAAGCAGACCCAGGACAGUGUGAUGAGGUUUGAGCAGAGUGCGGGGCUCACUGAUACCAGCUACACGCCACACAAGGGACUCACUGCGGAGGAGACCCGCCACCACCACCGCAUGCCCGAAUCAUUCCACAAGCUCCAGAUCCAGAGCAAGGAGUCCCGGGAGGACUCGUCGGCCCAGUCCACCCCCUCAAGCACCCCCCACAGCUCACCCAAGCAGAAACGCAGGAGCUGGUUCAGCAGUACAGGCUCUGAGCUCAGUGUGGGCUCCAACACCAGUGUGGACCUGGUAGGAGGCGAGCUGGGAGGGGACAGAGGAGGAGGAGGGGGCGGGCAUGGGGGUGUCGUGGAGCGCUGGGGCGUCUUCGGACCGCGGCCCCAGAUCCAGAAGACCGACUCCGACCUGUCCGAGUCCACGCCUGCAGCUGGCUUUGCGCUCCAGGCCUACCGCGGAGCACAGAAACCCACCGCCAUGGAGGUGAUGAAGGCCCAGGCCCAGCGGUUGGCCGAAGACGGUGCCGCUCAGACGGUAGCCCCGCCCAAGAUGGAGAUCCCCACGGUAGAGGGGCGGAACCGGGGGGCGAAGCCGCACAAGCUGAAGCCUCGAGAUAUGAACAUCCUGACGCCGUCCGGCUUCUAGAGAGGCCGCCGGGCGUCUCCCUCACUGCACCGCCGUUCUGGCAGGAUCCCGGGCAACAACGACCAGGAAAAAGAUUCCGUUUCAUUAAAGCAGAAGUAGCAGGCCAGGAAAAAUAUCUGUUCCUUAAACCUGUCCGUCAAAAAUACUGCCCACAGACUUCCCUUUACUAACCCAAACAUGACAUGCAUUUUUCAAUGAAGCAUUUCCUACUCAUCCGCAUGUUAGGCCUAAGCUUGCAUUAUUAUAGUCCUACACAACAAAGUUGCUCUUGUACACACACCUGCAAGUUUGCAAAUGUUUUGUGAGUCUCUUCAACAAUUGCUUGGUCGGUCGGUCUGUCUGUCUGUCUGUUGUAAUGCAACAUCCUGAUGAUCCUCAAGAUACAGCUCAACAUUUGCUCUUUGUGUGUGUGCACGCUUGUGUCAACUGGCCAGUUCUGUAAUUACUAUGUUUUGGGUUUUUUAACUUAUUUUAGAGCAUUCAGGAACAAUGUAAGCCAAUGAAGUGCUUGAGCUGCUAUUAAUGAAGAACAACAUUUAUUAUUUACAUUUUGUCAUUUUCACAGCAGUAGAUGCCCUGCUCACAUUUUUCCCUUAUUCUUUAUGUCGUUUAUGUGUGUAAUAGAUGCAAAGGCAGAUGAUCCCCUAUAAAUGACAGAAUAAAGGGACCAACCACCAAAAUAUAUAUUUAUCAUAGAGGACACCACAUUUACAAAUCACUUUAUUGAGAAAAGAUGUUGACUAAAAGUUAAAACUGGAUUUUGUUGUGUUGUACCAGAAAAACAGCUUGUUGGAAAAAAGAUGUAUUCCUAUGGUUUACUCCUCUAUCCCAAAUGCUUUAUUGUAGCCAUUGUCCAAUGUUACCAUUAAUGAUGAUGAUUUAUGUGUUUAUCUUUCCUUUGCUGCUGACUUUUAGUUUUAGUUUUUGUUGAAGUUAUUGUUUAAUGUCCAUUAAAUCUAGCUAUAUUGUGUGA
Molecule: messenger RNA, 2214 nt
Organism: Gadus macrocephalus (Pacific cod)
Lineage: Eukaryota; Metazoa; Chordata; Actinopteri; Gadiformes; Gadidae
Product: KIAA1191 ortholog
Exons: 9
Coding region: 294-1241 (315 amino acids)
Cellular component (GO): cytoplasm
Source: RefSeq, a predicted model, not a curated record